This is a messenger RNA of Arachis ipaensis, 735 nucleotides long. The record is from RefSeq and is a predicted model, not a curated record. NCBI's taxonomy places the organism in Eukaryota, Viridiplantae, Streptophyta, Magnoliopsida, Fabales, Fabaceae.
GCACUCAUGGCCUACACGGGUAAACUGGCGCCUAUCCAGACGAGCAGACUGGAGAAGGAAAAGAAGGAAGGAAACUAAUGGGAAGCUCAAUGGGUGGGAGAUGAUGAGCAUAAUGUCUUUGAAGUUAGAAGGCAUGGUCGAACAGUUCGGGUCAACACUCAUGAAAGGACUUGCACUUGUAGAAAGUGGCAACUUACAGGUUUGCCUUGCUGUCAUGGAGUUGCUGCAAUUCAAAGAAAAAAUCAACGACCAGAAGAUUAUGUCCACCAUUGGCUGACUAUGGAAGCAUACAAUAGAACAUACCAAUUUCACAUCAACACUGUCCCUAGUCAAGAAUAUUGGGCUGAUGCAGAAGGUCUGCCGUGUCUCCCUCCACCUUAUAAGAGGCCAAUAGAAAGACCUACAAAGAAGAGAGCAAGACAUGAAUCAGAGAGACAGAGUGGGAGCCAGUACAAAAUCAAGAGGAGCUAUGGAAAGACAAGUUGUAAAUAUUGCAAAAAGGUGGGACAUAAUUCGAGGACAUGUCCUGAUAAGAAGACUCCUGCUGCAGCAGGUCAGCCGACAAGAGGAGGAAUUAUGCCACCCAGGGGCUUAGAAGACAUGUCAGACUCAGAGCAGGAGAUGUUCUGGGAAAAAACCAUGGAUGCAGUUGAAGAGGAGCUCACCCAAGGCCACCCACAGUCUGAAGUUGAUGAAGAGGUAGCUCAUUUCUCAAUAACUGUUGUUUACACUUAA